Messenger RNA from Lates calcarifer (barramundi perch), 451 nucleotides. RefSeq names its product mitochondrial ribosomal protein L36 (gene mrpl36). Gene Ontology annotation, biological process: translation; ribosome biogenesis. NCBI's taxonomy places the organism in Eukaryota, Metazoa, Chordata, Actinopteri, Centropomidae. Gene Ontology annotation, molecular function: structural constituent of ribosome. Gene Ontology annotation, cellular component: ribosome; mitochondrial large ribosomal subunit. The record is from RefSeq and is a predicted model, not a curated record.
UCAUGGCACCCCUACUGUUGAAGCACCUGGCGACCUCCCUGACUCGCCAAGUGGCCCAGAUGAGCCGUUUAAAUCUGACCUUCUCCUCAUCGGCAGCGAAUGCCUACAGAUGUCUCUACUCCCUCACCACAGCUCCCCGCACACUGCUCCUGUCAUCAGCCAGAGUCAGCCCCAUCCAGCUGCCCUCGUCUGGCUCUUCAGCUCAGUGUGGACCAUCUCUGUUGGGACAGUGUCAGCAUUUUCCCUGCGUCCAGCCAUCUGCAGGGAUGAAAACCAAGUCUGCCCUGAAGAGGCGCUGCAAUGACUGUUUCUUUGUUCGGCGAAGGGGCCGUUUGUUUGUGUUCUGCAAGACAAAUCCAAGACACAAGCAGAGGCAGGGCUAAAAUGUUAAAUGAGUAUUGUAUUUACAAGAACUGUGCUGUAAUAAUAAAUUGUUUGACUGAAGAACAAA